UACGCUUGUAUACUUGUUGUGCGUGAGUGUGCGUGUGUGUGUGUGUGUGUGUAUUUGUGUGUGACUUAGAGAAACCGUUUAACGUUAUGGAUAUUAAAACCACAGCAGUGACGCCUCCCAUGCCAGCAGCUGUGGAUGCUGCCGGCGCACCAACAUCGCCCACAACAGGCAGCCUGACGGUGUCCAGCAACUUGGAGCAACUGCAGCAUAAGCAAACAUUCCAGCAUAUCUUUGAGCAGCUGGUGCAGCAGAGCGGCGGCAAUCACAAGCUGGCACCCAAGCAGCUCGAGCAUCUGCGACAUUUGCUGGGCAAUGUGCGCGAUGCGAAGAAUCUACAGCUGAUUGUGGAGAAGUUCAAAAAUCUGGAGCAAUUUCAGGAGCACUAUGCACAUCUGGGCAACAACAACACUGUGAUCACUGAGGACAGCGAAAUGUCGCUCAAGGACAACGCACGCAAAUUUGGCGCUGGCGGUCAGACGCUGACGCCGCGUCACACAAUCGACGCCAUACUGGGACUCAAGAAUCGCAACGGCCAGGCCCAUAGCCAGCUGCAGGCCGAGGGCAGUGAUGGUGAUGGUGAUGCCUCCAUGGCCGAAGAUGAUGCCACCGAUCUGCGCUGCGGCAUGUCGUUAACUCAGAUGCGCAACAUGGAUAGUCAUAUGGCUAGCAUGCUGCAACAGCAUGCCAAGAAUGGCCUGAACUAUGGUCCCCCAACACCACCAGCACCGCCGCCAACUGCGCAGCAACAGCAGCAACAUCAGACGCAGACGCACCAUCAUGGUGCCAUGGCUGGCCCCCCACACGCCCCAUUUGGCUACCACAAUGCCUUCGGCUUUGGCCAGAGUCACAGCCAUAGCCACAGCCAUGGUCACAGUCACAGCCACGGUCACGGACAUGGUCACGGCUAUGGGCAUCAGGAGGACGCGGCGGGCAAUUACCUCAGCUCGAUGCACCAAAUGGUGGAGGCCAAUCAAUUGCAGCCACCGCCGGUGUCUGGUGCCCCACCACCGCCCCCGCCAGCUGGCGCCUAUGGCAGCCAUCAGCAGCACUUGGCGGCGCUGGCCGCGCAUGCGCAGGAGCAGCACAACAAAUAUGCCAAGUCAUCGCCGCCAACAGCAGCAGCAGCCGCCGCCGCCGCUACGACUGGCAGCAGCUACUUUGUGCCGGAUGCGUCAGCAUCAACGGCAACAGUUGUCCAGACACAGGCAACAACACGGGAGUACGACGAGCGUUCAAUGUCCUCAGCGAGCGAACUGGAGGAGGAUGAGGAUGAUGCGGCAAAGCUGCAGCAGCAGCAGCAGCAGCAACAACAGCAACUGCACGAUGGCAACAUCAACAUUGAUGUAACCACACCGCCCACGCCCCGACCCAUCAGCAGCAACAGCACGAGCAACAAACGCAAAUCCGUCUCCGCCUAUUGUGAUGAUAAUGAGCCAAAAUUAGCCAAUGGUCAGCAGCUAAGCAAUUAUGGCAUUAGGGCGCGGAGUCUAGACGAGGUGCAGCAGCAACAUCAGCAGCAGCAGCAGCAACAGCAACACUUUCAACACGACUAUCGCAGCAAUAAUAACAAUAGCAACAACAACACAUCGGAGCAUGUGGAACGUUUAAAUGGGGACACCGAUAGUCUGGUGAAUGGAAGCUGCGCCUCCAGCGAGGAUCUCAAUCAGACCAACAACAGCGAACAGGGCGAGAAAAUCACAUCCGGCAGCGAUGAUGAGGGCCAGGACGAAAACUGUGCUAAGAAGAAGCAUCGACGGAAUCGCACCACCUUCACCACCUACCAGCUGCAUGAGCUGGAGCGGGCAUUUGAGAAAUCGCACUAUCCCGACGUCUAUUCGCGCGAGGAGCUCGCAAUGAAGGUGAAUCUGCCCGAAGUGCGUGUCCAGGUCUGGUUCCAGAAUCGACGCGCCAAGUGGCGCCGCCAGGAGAAAUCGGAAAGCUUGCGUCUGGGCCUGACGCAUUUUACGCAGCUGCCGCAUCGUUUGGGCUGCGGUGCAUCUGGCUUGCCAGUGGAUCCUUGGCUCUCACCGCCGCUGCUUAGCGCGCUGCCAGGCUUUCUGUCGCAUCCGCAAACCGUUUAUCCCAGCUAUCUGACGCCGCCACUGAGCCUCGCACCCGGCAGUCUGACAAUGAGCAGCCUGGCAGCAAUGGGUCACCAUCAUGGUCCACCACCGCCGCCACCACCGAUGCCACACGGACCACACACCGGACAACUGGCGCCGCCACCACCCGGUGGGCCACCGCCACCGCAUCCACAUCAUCAUGGUGCGGUCGUGCCGUUGUCUCAUCUCUCACCGCACCUGUCGCGCAUGUCGCCGCAUGCAACAUCACUCUCGCCGCAUCACGCCCAAUCAGCCGCCUUUGCCCAUCGCUGCGACGACAACGAUGACGAUGACGACACAGCAUGCUCGACGCUCGUCCUCGUCUCGUCGCUGGAGUGCAGCGGGCCGGAUGUGUGCAUGUCACCGCAAAACCUCAGCAUUUCCAAUGCCGACUCCAAUGGGGAUCCACGCGAUUGCAGCGACCUCGACGGGGGCAGUAGCAACGGCACAGGCAGCCUGGAGAAAUGCACCAACGAGCUGCUGCUCGAUGUGGGCAGAGAGAGUCCCCCGCCGCAAUCGUCGCUGCCCCUCAAGCAGUCGACGUCGCCAUCGCCGUCGCCAUCUGUGGAUAUGCGCAGCAAUUCAAUUGCCACGCUGCGCAUCAAGGCCAAGGAGCAUCUGGAUAAUCUGAACAAAGGCCUUGUAUCCAUGGUCUAGUUUUGGCACACACUGCAAUUCACAUACUACAUAAGUUUAACUCAAAUGUUAGCCUUAGUUCCACUCACAGCCCAAUCAAAAUCCACAGAGAUUCACACAUAUAUAUAUACAUACAUAUAUAUAUAUAU
Drosophila grimshawi is the source of this 2887-nucleotide messenger RNA. Its product is annotated as retinal homeobox protein Rx. Gene Ontology annotation, biological process: positive regulation of transcription by RNA polymerase II. Lineage: Eukaryota; Metazoa; Arthropoda; Insecta; Diptera; Drosophilidae. Gene Ontology annotation, molecular function: RNA polymerase II cis-regulatory region sequence-specific DNA binding; DNA-binding transcription factor activity, RNA polymerase II-specific. The coding region runs from base 87 to 2759 and encodes 890 amino acids. The transcript is spliced from 6 exons. The record is from RefSeq and is a predicted model, not a curated record.